Messenger RNA from Caenorhabditis auriculariae, 2080 nucleotides. The record is from the annotation of a GenBank genome assembly. NCBI's taxonomy places the organism in Eukaryota, Metazoa, Nematoda, Chromadorea, Rhabditida, Rhabditidae.
AUGACCGAAGGCAAAGUGCCUCAAGUCCUGCAGAUCGUUCCACCUAGGGAGCUCGUUUUUCAAGGUAAUUUUUAUAACUCGCUCAUUUCUUCUCAGCUCUGAGCUGAGGAAUUCAGCACGCUGUAUGGAUUACAUUCGUAAAACCAAAUUCCCCAUUUUCUACGAUUUUUCUUAAUUUUUUCAUUUUUUUUUUUGGUCUUUUUUUUCGGUCUUUUUUUCGGUAGUACACAUGCUAGAUGAAAAAUUUUUUAGAUAAAAAAAAUAUAAUGUUUUAAAAGUAUAUAUAAAAUAAGAAGUUUCAUGGAAAUUUUCAGUGUUCCUUCGCCGUUUAAAGAUUGCGUUACGGCCGCAAUUAAAAUUAUAAACAAAAAACCAUAAUCAGGAAAAUAAAGUUAUUCAAGAAAAACCUUAAUAAGACUCGAUUUAGGCUCUAUUUUGGUUUAUCGCCUUUCUAUGAUUGAUAUUAUCUUUUAUUUUAAUAGGGAACCACGGCGACAAGUUUCAAGUUAAAACUUUGGUGGCCUGUAGACCUGGGUAAGAGUUUAGAAAUGAGAGAGAUUUUCUGCUAGCCCCAUAGGCUUCUGAGAAAAAGCUUUCCGUGAACCAAGAAUGAAUCCCGUACGCAGAUUAUCUCUUCUGAUUCCAAGAGCUUUCACCUACGUCUAUAAGCCGCCAAAGUUUCAACCUGCUCCCGAGUCCGAGUAGUUCUUCAGUUCUAAUUACUAAUGCGAGAAUACGAGCGAAAAACAAUUUUUGAAAAAGUUUAUAAUGAACCUAUAAAAAAAGUGAAAAUUUCAUGGAGCGAAGAUUAUUCGGGGCGCGAAUUUUCUCUGGACGCUCAUUAGGCUCACAAUUCUGCGCUGAAAAAUAUGAGAUUUUUUCCUCUAAGUUCAUAUAAUCAAUUCUCCCGACUUUGAACACGGUGUGGCUAGAUUGGCAAGGGUUACGUGAGCAACACUUUGCCAAUUCACUCAUCUCGCCUUUGAGGUCGUGAAGGUUCGACUAUAUUUUUCCUGAUAAGCGGAAAAAAAUCUUCCCUAGUGAGGGUUUCGGAAUUAUGAUAAAUUUUUUUAAAGAAUCUAAUAUCAUCUGCUUUUUUUGAGGGCCUUUCACGGAUGUUGUAACGUCUUUCAUGACUCUGCGCAAUCCUACGUCAAAGUCGGUGUGUUUCAAAGUAAAGACAACUGCUCCGAAACAGUACUGUGUACGACCAAAUUCCGGUUCGUUAUAACAAAAAAAAAAUCGCUUAAAUAAGAUUGCUUGAAAUUCUCUAGGAGUUAUCGCGCCUGGUGAAUCGAAAGUAGUGACUGUCAUGCUGCAACCGAUCGAUUCAAUCCCAGUGGACGCGAACAAGCACAAGUUCAUGGUCCAAUCCUGUGCUGCUCCUAGCGACGAAGUCGACAACCUAGACGUUUUCUGGAAGGUAUAAUUUUUUUUUUUUAAAUAGUAUUCUAGCCAAUAACGAGUUAUCGUUGUUUCUAGAGUAUCAAUCCUGCCGACUUGAUGUAUAGUAAACUCAUGGUUGUCUUCGCGGAUAAAAGAAAUUCCGGAGACGCUGAAACCCAUGAGAAUCAUUCAGUCAAAGAAGAAAGCGCCGCCUCUGUGACCUACGUCGGGUAGUUCUCUUUUUUUUUUGUUCGAUCAACUUCAUGUUUUCAGAGAAUCAGCCUCCUCUCCUAGCACUGUAACGGGUGAUUCUUCAGCUGCCCUAGUAUGUUUUUAAUGAUUUCGAGCUUUUUAUCUAAAUAUUUCAGAGGAAAUCCUUGUCGGCGGCGUUAGAGGAUAAGGAUCGUGCUCUGAGGAAGUUGGAAACCCUCCAGAAAGAACUAGAAGAACUUUUCAAAGUAGGAGUCUAUUUCAUUUAAUCAAUCUUAGUCAGAACGCCCCGUAAAGUUACUCAAACGAUAAUUUUUACAGCAAAAUCGCAAGUUGCAACAAAAAAGCGAAGGAGUUGCAGAAAUCGGAAUCCCAACACUUCAGGUUGGUUUUAAAAGAUUUCGUUCAUAAAACAAUGCUUCAGGUUGUUCUUAUGGCGGUCGCAGCCCUGCUCAUUGGCUUAAUUUUUGGGAGAAUGUUUUAA